AUCACGUCUCCGCGAAUCGAACUAUUCUCCUUCUCAGCGCCUUCUUGGACUCGAUCCUAGCAGCAAACCAACCGGACCAUUCUCCUUCACACCUUCAGCUAAUUCACUAUGUCUUCCGAUCUCUGCCCCGUGUAUGCCGUAAGUACCACCUAGCCACCUGCGGCCCACCACAGCCAAACGAGGCCCUACCUGUUCCGGAGCAACAUCGCCGCGCGACGAUGAUGCCAUCAUAUUUGAAAGAGACGUUCGGCUUUCUGGAAAAACGCAAUUGAGACCGGAAGAAUCGGCAUGAAACAUGCUGACGUUUUCUCCUGAUAGCCGUUCUUUGGAGCGAUGGGCUGCACAGCUGCCAUUGUGUUCACUUGCUUCGGUGCUGCAUACGGAACCGCCAAGGCUGGUGUUGGUAUCUCCGCCAUGGGUGUUCUCAGGCCUGACCUGAUCGUCAAGAACAUCAUUCCCGUCAUUAUGGCUGGUAUCAUUGCCAUUUACGGCUUGGUCGUGUCAGUCUUGAUCUCCAACGAACUCAAGCAGAAGACCUCUCUCUUCACCGGUUUCAUUCAGCUUGGUGCUGGUCUGUCCGUCGGCCUCGCUGGUCUCGCCGCUGGUUUCGCGAUUGGUAUCGUUGGUGAUGCCGGUGUCCGUGGUACUGCUCAACAGCCCCGACUUUUCGUCGGCAUGAUUCUCAUUCUCAUUUUCGCCGAAGUGUUGGGUCUUUACGGCCUGAUUGUGGCGCUGCUCAUGAACUCGCGCGCCAGCACCGACGUCUCAUGCUAAGCAAAGGCGUACGAACGACGGCGUGGACAAACCUUGACGACAUCCAGCGCGCCUAAACUAAACUAUCUUAAACGUGGACGAAUGUCAUGCCUUCCACAAAACUGGGCUUGGUGUUAAACCAUUCCUAAAACAGACACCUGCAUGGGGUUUCGAGACGGCGCAUUUGUUGUGUAAUUGGCAUGUAGUUGUAUUUUAUCGCUGGCAGAAUGAAAGGAUAGACUUGGGCAUUCGAAGCUCGGUUUUCUUAUAGAAUCGAGGCAUCUCGCGU
This is a messenger RNA of Dissoconium aciculare CBS 342.82, 1042 nucleotides long. Its product is annotated as V-type ATPase. The coding region runs from base 334 to 774 and encodes 146 amino acids. NCBI's taxonomy places the organism in Eukaryota, Fungi, Ascomycota, Dothideomycetes, Mycosphaerellales, Dissoconiaceae. The transcript is spliced from 4 exons. Gene Ontology annotation, biological process: proton transmembrane transport. Gene Ontology annotation, cellular component: proton-transporting V-type ATPase, V0 domain. The record is from RefSeq and is a predicted model, not a curated record. Gene Ontology annotation, molecular function: proton-transporting ATPase activity, rotational mechanism.